Molecule: messenger RNA, 858 nt
Organism: Melopsittacus undulatus (budgerigar)
Lineage: Eukaryota; Metazoa; Chordata; Aves; Psittaciformes; Psittaculidae
Gene: SLC10A1
Product: solute carrier family 10 member 1
Biological process (GO): bile acid and bile salt transport
Cellular component (GO): membrane
Molecular function (GO): bile acid:sodium symporter activity
Source: RefSeq, a predicted model, not a curated record
AUGAACAAGACCAAGGGAGCUUUUGAAAGCCCAGAGUUCUGGAGCCUAGGUCACACACAGAGCAACCCCUUGAUCAGUGUGGCACCACCAUUUGUAUUUGGCCAGCAGGCCAUGGACAAAGCCCCACAUGCAAUCAUUAUUGUGGCCCUCUUUGUCAUCAUGGUAUCUCUGGGGUGUACAAUGGAGAUAGCCAGUAUCACAGCUCACCUUAGGAAACCCAGAGUGGCAAUUGGGGUAGUGGCCCAGCACGGCAUCAUGCCCUUGACAGCAUCUGUGCUGGGUAAGCUCUUCCAGCUGGGUGCUACAGAAUCCAUGGCCAUCCUCAUCUGUGGCUGCUGCCCAGGGGGAAACCUCUCCAACACCUUUAGUCCGGCACUGAGAGGGGACAUGAACCUCAGUAAUGUUGGUGAAAUCUCGGUGGCAGGCUGGGAAAGAGCAAGCACUGUAAUGACCACGUGUUCAACACUCCUGGCAAUUGGACUAAUGCCUCUGCUUCUGUACCUCUACUCAGGAGGAUUGUAUGAGGGUGAUUUGGAGGGCAAGAUACCUUGCAAAGGAAUAAUCACAUCCCUGGUGCUGAUGCUAAUCCCGUGCAUCGGCAUCAUCUUGAAUGAGAAGAAACCACAGUGCACUGGUUUUAUCAUCAAGGCAGGGAUGGUUCUGCUGCUAGUGUCAUCUGCUGCAAUAAUUGUUCUGUCUGUGGCCAAUAUGGGAAGCAGUAUCAGGGUUGUCUUCUCACCAUCCCUUCUGGGAUCUUCUGCCUUGAUGCCUUUUAUUGGAUUCCUGCUGGGCUAUGCUCUCUCUGCAGUCUUCAAGCUUAAUGACGCACAUGAUUAUUCAACUUGUGUGAGGGCUUGA